CGCCGGAUCGCAACGGAAGGCCGCGAUGUCGUCUGCCCUCGCAGUCGCUCGAAAGCGGCCGAUGGUCCUCGUGGUCUGUGCGAGGUGAACAGGUGAUGUGAUACUUAUUCCCGCUUCCCGGCCGCCGGUUAUUUCUUCCUAGUCAACAGAAUCUUCGCAAAGUGCAGUGUUUGUGUCUUUGCGCGCGUGUGUGAUAAACAAGGGCACAUUUUUUUGUAAACAUGGCUGCCGCCGGUGCAUCCUGCCGUGCAAUUUUAGUUCUCAGGUUCGAAAUGUCGCGAGUUUUCAGUUCCAGUUCCACAUUAAAUGUCGCCAGGAAAUACAGAAACGAGACAUGGUGCAGAAGGUGGUGGAACAUUUCUCAAAGAGGAUUGUCGUCCACAGCGACCUCAUUUUCCCCUAUAUUGAGUCCAGUCAUGGGAAAAGAGACGCAUAAAGAAGCAGGAGUUACGAGAGACAUAGCGGUGGAAACGAAGGAUUCAAAAGAGGCGAAAGAUCCUCUCAAAGAUCCCAAAGACGGCAAGGAUUUCAGGGAAACAAAAACGAAGAGUGUCAAAGAAAAAGUUGCAUCACUACUCAAUAUCAGCACCAGCACCCCCGAGACUGCCGACGGACGAAAAAAGAAAAAAGAACCCAAGGAACCUAAACAUAGAAAGCAAAAAGCAAAAAUUGAGCCUGAGGUGACAGUGGACUAUAACAGAGGUCUUCCUAGGAUCAAAGUUCCACUGCCUUCGAGAAGGGAGAGUUGUGUUUUUACCCUGAAACCAAUCACACAUACUGUAGGGGAUUUUUUGGAAAUGCUCAAACGCGAGGAUCGAGGCAUCGACAGGGCGAACAUUACAUCCUUAGAUGGAACGAGGAUAGGUUACAGUAAUACGAUAGAAUCUCUAAUUUAUGAGGAAUUCAAAUUAGUUAUAAAUGAUAACACUUAUACAGUAACUCCACCAAUCCCUCCAGUCGAACCUUUGGAGGGAAUUCAGCAAUUGUCUGAUAUUCAGACGAUGAUUACCCAAUUGUACGAUGCGCUACACGUUCGUGAGCAUCACGCCGAUAUGGAAAGACGAGUCCUGGCUCAACUGGAGGAAAUCAGAUUAGAAUUGGAUCCCCUCGAACAGCAAAAACUAGAAAUUGAAAUGGCGGCUGCGAGGAGGGCAAAUUUAUCGGCGUGGGCUGGAUUAGUGCUGAUGUCGAUACAAUUUGGAAUUCUGGCUCGAUUAACUUGGUGGGAAUACUCUUGGGAUAUCAUGGAACCUGUAACGUAUUUCGUCACGUACGGCACGGCGAUGCUUUGUUACGUCUACUUCCUCCUAACAAGACAGGAAUACAUGUUACCAGAUGCUCUUCACCGACAACUUCUCGUUGGAUUUCACAAAAAAGCAAAAAAGGUUGGAUUUGAUUUAGUGCGAUACAAUCAAUUAAAGGACAUGGCUUACGAGUUGGAAACAACUUUAAGAAUAAUUCGUGGUCCCCUUUGGGAAAAGAAACACCUGAUCGAAAAAGAACCAGAAAAACGAUCGCGCUCAAGCUCAAGUUCAAGCUCAAGUUCGAGUUCCCGAUCGAGAUCUCGAAGUGACUCCAGAAGUCCCAGUCCUAGUCCAGAUAAGGAAAUUAAAAAAAAGGACACCACAGUCUCAACGCCUCUUAGAUAAGUCACCCUUCCGACCAAAAAUCCAUCUUCCUUUCUAUUUGUACUUACCUCGCGUUUGACGAAAAGAAACGUUUUCAGUAAAAUUUACAAUCGUUGUAGUAAGUUUACCAUUUUUUGUAGCCUCCAUAACAUAUCGCUCUCUUUUUUUUACGCGUAUACAAUGAUUGUAGAUUUUUGGUGAAGAAAUUUGUGGAAUUUGAAAAACAGGGAAUAAUAAUCUAAGAGGAUCACAAAGAGAGCUGGACAUAGCUUUGACAUUCAAAUUUCGCGCCGUAGAGUGCGAAAUAAUGAAGUCUCUUUUCAAACAUGCGCAUUCGCACUCUGCGCCAUUUAUCGCUGCGCAAUCGAUUUUUAUUGAACUUGUGGCUGCGCAGUAGAUUCCUAUCAAGCUUAUAGAUGCGCACUAUACUCUGCUUAUAAAAAGUUAAAUAUUUUCUUAAAUUCUUGUCCAGCUCCGAUCAGACGUGAGCACAUGUGAUCAGAAGUGAUACUUGUAAAGCCUUUAGGAAUGACAUUGAUUUCAGUAUUCCUCUAGGUUUCUAAAUUCCUGCUGCUAGUUUAAGGUGGCACUAAUUUAUUUGGAUUUCUGAGUGGUGCUAUUAAUUUUUAGAUAAAAAAUUCUAUAUUUUUAAUAUCUUAUUUGAAAAUCGUCGAUUAUUUUAUAACGGAAUUUUAUUUUAUCGAAUCGUUUUACAAUAAUUAAAGCACAAAAGUAGGUUCGCGGAACAAAGUUAUAUUAGGAAUUACACUUUUAAAAUAGAAUCCUAAAAUCUAAACUUUUAGAGUCAGAUUUUUCCGAUAUCUAUGAUUAAUUUUCGCUUCCGCAAGUUCCAAAAUCUCUCUAUCCGUCCGAUAAAAAAAAUACUGCGCGUUUCUCACUACAAAAAGUUAUUCUAUGUGAUAAAAAUACGAUUUACAACACUAGAAAUCGUAUUCUCCUGUAAAUAGAUUACAUUUUAUUUAUGUUUGCAUUCAUUACUUAAAUGAGAGAGUUUAGAAAAUUCCGAGGGCUUAAUUACCCGGAUUUUCGGUGUGUACUAGAUGAAUAAAAAAUAGCACAAAAAUG
Belonocnema kinseyi is the source of this 2714-nucleotide messenger RNA. It is a transcript of the gene MCU, whose product is annotated as calcium uniporter protein, mitochondrial. Gene Ontology annotation, biological process: mitochondrial calcium ion homeostasis; calcium import into the mitochondrion. Gene Ontology annotation, molecular function: uniporter activity; calcium channel activity. Bases 222 to 1649 code for a protein of 475 amino acids. The record is from RefSeq and is a predicted model, not a curated record. NCBI's taxonomy places the organism in Eukaryota, Metazoa, Arthropoda, Insecta, Hymenoptera, Cynipidae. The transcript has 8 exons. Gene Ontology annotation, cellular component: uniplex complex; mitochondrial inner membrane.